AUGUUUGGGACCCCAGACCGUGAGGAAGAGGAUGAGGCGGCUUCAGAGCCCGAAGACGACGAGGCUGUGGAUGAGGGUCUAGAGCCUUCGGAGGGCGAGGCCUCAGAUGCAGCUGUCGACGCCAAUCCCUCGGACGUGCAGGCUGAUGCAGCUAUCGACCCCAGUCCCUCAGACGUGCCUGAUGCAGCUAUCGACCCCAGUCCCUUAUUGGAAGUGCCAGCUGCUGUGGUGGAAGUGCCAGCUGCUGUGGUGUUGGACCCCGUGGAGUUUGCUGCUCAGCGCUCACCUGCCGCGGUGGCAGAGGUUGUCUCGAGCCCUGAGGUGGCUGAGACCAAGGGGUUCUCGGCAAAGGAGCAGCUGCAAGAGCGGUUGCGAGAGCUGAAACAGAGGAUGGCGCUCAAGCGCGAGGACACCCAGCUAGUGCCGUCGGAUGUCUUGGAUCAGGCUGCUGAGAGGCUGCGGGCUCUCCCAUCCUCUGAGGCACUUUCCAUUUGCUCCCAGACGUCCUUCCAGUGUGCCUUGCACCGUGGUGCUCAGCUUGCCUCUGUCUCCGGGGCGUUGCAGCCCUCCCACGACAAGAUGCUGGGUGUCGUCGCUGUCGAGGAGUCGGUUGAGCGGAGCAAGCUGUUCCGCAGGCCAUCGGCAAGUGACUUGGAAGUGCUUCGAUGCAACUUGGCGGACAAGUUUGAAGCACUGGCUACCGAGGAAACCUGCGACUCAGGGCCUGUGAAGGCAUCCCGCAGGGAGUUGCAAGAGCUUGCCAGACCACUGGCAGGCUCGAAGACGGACUCCAUGUUGGUGGCGGCUGAGCUUGUUGGGGCCUCUGCAGAGCCUUCCGUGGUCUCCUACAAGGAUUCAACCCUACAGCCUCCUCAGAAGGAUCCCGCACUAGAGCCUGGCACAUGUCUGCUGUCCAAGAGGAAUUCCACCCCGGAAUCAGAAAGGCUAAGAACCCAGAGGUUGCUUUGA
Molecule: messenger RNA, 969 nt
Organism: Symbiodinium necroappetens
Lineage: Eukaryota; Dinophyceae; Suessiales; Symbiodiniaceae
Source: the annotation of a GenBank genome assembly